AUGUUCCCCGCCAUAAUAUUGUCCAGGCCAGCUGCGGACAUAGCUCCUUAUCUCCUUCGAAGGGAAGCGGGUCGCGCCGAAGCUCUUUUUGGUCCCGAUGUGAAGGAUGCUUCCGGCGCCGCUCCUGUUUUAUCCACUCAUCAAGAACAUCAGUGCCUUCAAUCUCCAGAAACUUGCCGAGUGGCAAGCAUAUGUGCUCUUGCAUCGCCAACACGCGUUGCUCAUGAGUAUUUCCUCGAUCUCCCAAGGCUCAAACAAACAGAGAAAUGUCGUCAGGAUAUCAACAGAUUUGAAUUUCAAUCCUCGGAAGCACCACCGCGAGCUAUCUGCGAUUUUGCCAAAGAGAUUGCAGCAGAGCUGGAAGCGAUACCGGACGCGCUGGAGCCGCAUUUCCUCCGUCUUGCUGAGCGGCGUGAUGCUUCGCGCACCUUUGGUCUCAUUAGCGAGGUUGAUUAG
This is a messenger RNA of Botrytis deweyae, 456 nucleotides long. RefSeq lists its product as uncharacterized. Bases 1 to 456 code for a protein of 151 amino acids. The record is from RefSeq and is a predicted model, not a curated record. Lineage: Eukaryota; Fungi; Ascomycota; Leotiomycetes; Helotiales; Sclerotiniaceae. The transcript is spliced from 2 exons.